Molecule: messenger RNA, 1451 nt
Organism: Fulmarus glacialis (Northern fulmar)
Lineage: Eukaryota; Metazoa; Chordata; Aves; Procellariiformes; Procellariidae
Gene: TRABD
Product: TraB domain containing
Exons: 9
Coding region: 1-1125 (374 amino acids)
Source: RefSeq, a predicted model, not a curated record
AUGCAAGAGGAGCAACAGCCGGAGGCUGCUGCAGAUCCAAUGUCCUCCUCUGAUGCACCAGAAGAUGGCCCAAAGGAAACGUCAAGUGUAUCGCAGAAUAUCUCUGAUGCAGAUGCAUUUAAAAUUCUUUUGGAGAUGAAGAUGAAGAAGAGGCAGAAAAAACCUAAUUUACCAAGCACUGUGACUGAGCUUGACACAGAGGAUGGUUCUAAAGUAUAUGUGGUUGGAACAGCCCACUUCAGUGACAGCAGCAAAAAGGAUGUAGUGAAGACAAUACAAGAAGUACAGCCUGAUGUAGUUGUGGUGGAACUAUGCCAGUACAGAGUUUCUAUGUUAAAAAUGGAUGAAAAGACAUUACUAAAGGAAGCCAAAGAAAUAAAUCUGGAAAAACUUCAGCAAGCUAUAAAGCAGAAUGGAGUCAUGUCUGGAUUGAUGCAAAUGCUGCUUCUGAAGGUUUCUGCUCACAUCACAGAACAGCUGGGAAUGGCCCCAGGAGGAGAAUUCAGGGAGGCUUUCAAAGAGGCCAGUAAAGUACCUUUCUGUAAAUUCCAUCUUGGAGAUCGACCUAUCCCUGUUACAUUUAAGAGAGCAAUUGCUGCACUUUCUUUCUGGCAAAAAGUCAAGCUUGCCUGGGGCCUUUGCUUCUUAUCUGACCCAAUCAGUAAAGAUGAUGUGGAGAAAUGCAAACAGAAGGAUUUACUGGAGCAGAUGAUGGCAGAAAUGAUUGGAGAAUUUCCUGAUCUUCAUCGAACGAUUGUCUCGGAACGAGAUAUUUACUUGACCUACAUGCUGAAGCAAGCAGCAAAGCAGAUAGAACUACCUCAAGCUUCAGAAACUGAACCUAGAAAAUAUAUCCCAGCUGUUGUAGUUGGUGUUGUUGGGAUGGGUCAUGUACCUGGAAUUGAAAAGAACUGGAACUCUGACUUAAACAUCCAGCAAAUAAUGAGUGUGCCUCCUCCAUCAGCUUCAAGUAAGAUUUUCAAAUUUGUCAUAAAAGCAACAGUUUUUGGACUGAUGGGAUAUGGCUGCUACCGAAUAGGUCAAAGGACAGUUCAGUUUAUUCUCUCGAUGCCAGCAGCACAGAGCUAUCUUCAGAAGCUGACAGAAAUAAGGUCUCAGCAUUGAACAUCGAGUGGAGGUACUAUGUGAGGAAGGUGGCUGAAAAAGGGUGAUAGAGGCAACAUAUGUGAGCUGGACUGAAAGAAGAGGGAGAUGAGGAUUCUAGUCAGAGGUGAUUGAUGCUGAGCAACGCUGAACCGAUAUUUGAUACUAAAGUUACACCAGCUAUGAUCUAAUGAAUAGGUUUGAUUCCUGGUAAGUGUGUUGCAUGAAACCACGUGAUUCCAGAUUGAGGUAAAAGAAAUAUGUACGCAAAUAUAUAUUAUAUAUAUGCAUACUGUAUAUAUAAUAUAUAUUACUGAUGAUGUAGUACAGACAGCUUAAAGAGUGUA